AUGUCACUAACAUCAAAAGAAGCAUUUGCAAAACUUCCCCAAAAAUUACAUAACUUUUUCAUAAAAUAUCCACCAAGACCCUUUUCACAAUAUCAAAAUAGACCAUCAUUAAUAACGGAUUCAUCAAAAAAUCCAUUUUUCCCAAAUAAAAAUCCAGAAACUGGUAAAUGGCAUAGUUCACAAUAUUCAAGAAGAAGAUCAGCAGACUUAUUCAAAUUAGCAAAAAAAUUUGGUAUACAAGAUUUACUACCACCAACUCCAAGAAAAUUCCAUGAAGAUAAAUAUGAAAAUAAGAAAUGGAUGCAAGGUAUGAUACAACCUGCUGGUAGAUCAGAUCAAGCUGAAUUGGAAGAGAAAUUUAGAAAGAGAGAAGAAGCAAUUAAGAAUAUGGAUAAUUUGAUAGUCAAAGCCAGACCAAGUUAUAAGAAAUUAUUGAAGAAAAAAGAAGAAAGAAGGAAAACGUGGUUUUAA
Lodderomyces jiufengensis is the source of this 471-nucleotide messenger RNA. RefSeq names its product mitochondrial 54S ribosomal protein mL59. The transcript has a single exon. Bases 1 to 471 code for a protein of 156 amino acids. Gene Ontology annotation, cellular component: mitochondrial large ribosomal subunit. Gene Ontology annotation, molecular function: structural constituent of ribosome. NCBI's taxonomy places the organism in Eukaryota, Fungi, Ascomycota, Pichiomycetes, Serinales, Debaryomycetaceae. The record is from RefSeq and is a predicted model, not a curated record.